AGGCUGUGGGCGUGGGGGUUGGUUUGUACGAUCCCAGCUGAGCCUCUCGCAAGCCAUUGACACAGCGCUGAAACUAAGACGCUGUGAGCCUUCCAAACUCAACCUGAUAACCGGCUCUGCGCGGAUGCCCCACGAUGCCCACUUCCCCUUGGAGCCCUGGUGGACACCACUGGAUGCCUGCCCUCCGGUUCGCUCUCCGUCUUUCCUGAGCACACGUGCGACUCUGAAGUGUCUCGGGGUCUUCCGUAUUCACCUGUCUUGUCUUUCCCCACAGUCGCCCGUGGGAGCCGAGGGGGCAUGAGCCACCUGCAGACGCUGCUGUUAGACACCCUCCUGGGGACGAAGCACGUGGACUGUGCCGCACUCAUCAAGAUCCAGGAGCGGGCCCUGUGUGUGGCAUCGCCGGGAUUCAAUGUAAUGCCAAGUGAUGUCCGAACUCUUGUGAAUGGAUUCGCCAAAAACCCCUUGCAGGCCCGAAGAGAAGGGCUGUAUUUCAAGGAAAAGGACUACAAAUGUGUCCGGGCAGAUGAAAAUUCUCUUUAUGCUAAGAAUGGGAACACCGGUGUGAUUGUUGUGAAGACUCAUCUGUAUCUUCUGGUGGCGACUUACACCGAGAGCAUGUAUCCUAGUGUGUGUGUGGAAGCCACAGAGAAGCUGGGAGAAUAUCUAAGAAAAAAAGGAAAUUAAGUCGUGAGAGGACUAUGAAAGACAACUUUCUUAUUUUAGAAGCAAACUAUAGAUCAUAAAGAAGAAAUUAUGCUGUGUUUGUGGUUGAAAAACACUAAGCUGAAGAUACUAAAGAAUGAUAAUCCAUUAAGGGAAUAAUGCAAGAGGCCAUCUUCUUUCAUUGGAAGUACUUGAUCAACUUGUUCUUUUAAGUGUUAGUCGUUGGCGUGGAACCUGAAAGCGCUGAUGGUUUUAAAGGGCAUGUCCUGGAGACUCCCCCCCAGGAGGCUCUUGUCUUCCUAGAUAUGCCAGGGAUGCAAGUUCCUAACCAUGCUUUAUCCAGGCCGUAACGGGGUUAUGUCGCAGGAAGCAACCUUAGAAAGAAGUCAUGUCCCCCUUCCUGACAGAGAGCACAUUAGCUAACUGCUUGCUGUAAGAGGUGUGACGUCCCCAAGCUCAAUAUUCCUCUACGCUGCAUGUGUGACAGCCAUCUGGUCCACUUCACCCCUGUGGGUCCAUAUCACCCCUGGAGGGGUAAGGGAACCAAUGCAAAGUCCACCAGCAGUGGCCACUCGUCAGGUGUUUGAUGGCCAUUCCACACUCCGUUUGUAGGCUUCUGGUAUCGGUGAGCAUUGGAAAGGCCUUUUAGAAAACAAACCCCACGUCUCUCUCUGUGCUAGUCUGCACUACUUGGUAAGGCAGCAUGACCCCUGAACUCCACCUUUACCGGAAAGUAUUCCUCCAUGGGUCACCUCCUAGGCGAUGAUCAGGACAAAAGUGACAAGUUACAGAGUUUAUUUCAAAAACUAGAGAUUGGACCCUGAGUGUUGCUGGGCAUGAUGCAUCUUUCCCCCAGCAGCAGCCUCAGGCCAGCCUGGUUGUCACACCCUGCACAUGUGCCUGGGGAGGGAACACCGUAGACCACUGCUCGGAAAGACCCAGGGAAUCCAAGCUCAACUCUGGUCAGCCAGGUUGGAUUCACACAGUUCUGUAUCAUAGGGAUGAAGGGCACUUAGAGCGUGCUGCUCUCCAGGUCCCUCCACUGUGCACUACACAGGCCAGGGGAAUAUAAUGGGUCUCUAAGAUUUGUAAAAAUAUCCCUGUCCCAUAUGACCUUUCCAGACAAAAUGUCUGGGUGCAAAAGAGCAUGAUUAGAGAUAAAGCAUCCUCGUGGCUACUGGGAUGGAACAUCAUUCCUUUUCUAGGCUUGGGUGCCAAGGACCACAGACAAUUUCCUUUGUGGUCAAAUUUACCACUAGUCCAUUCUAUCUGUUAAGUUGCUUGAUACUAUAUGAAUGAGGGAUAAAAAUAAAGGUAAACAUUGGCUUAUCUGGAAGCUAUUGGGUAACAAAGGUAAGGAGUAGCCUACAUGACCCCAGAGAGGGUCACAAUCUAGUAGGGGAGGCAAGCUCGGCAAUGAGUCACAUGACCUGUGAUACAGGCUUUUACAGAUACGAAGUGACUGCAGAGCGCAGAGCCGGGAGCCUAGGGCUGUGCCUUCAGGAGCCCUAAGAUGCCCUGUGAAGUGGAUGUAGGAGAAUGAGUGAGUAUGAGAGAGUAAGCUUGAAGGAACACACGUGUAAAGGCACAGUCAUGACCAGUUGUGCAGCAAGAAUGGUGAGACGGUCCAUCUGGCUGGAAAGCAGUACGUGUGGAGGGACGAAUAGUGAAACGGCAGACAAGGCCAAGAUAGGGCUGCUUUCCUCGGGGUCACCCAAAGGUCAUCCAACGGUACUGUGGUAUAGCAGCAACUAUUGGAUUCUGGUUACAAAAAUAAUAAACACUGAUCUUAAAACCUUAGGAAAAUAAGUCCCCCAUAGUUCUGUGCUAGAGCGCCCCAAACCUGUGCCUGCUCAUCCAGGGAUCUGAUGCAUGGGUGCAGGAAGAAAGCAGGCAUGUAUUUGCCAAACACCAAGCAAGGAGCUAGGCAGCUUUCUCUUCAUUUCUGGGCUCUUGGAGGGGAUCGUGUCAUUGAAGCUGAGAUUGAGGUGGGUGUUCAGCCCAGCCCGUGCACAGGUCUCUGGUCGGUCUGCAGGGCCUGCGGCCCUCCUCUGGCCACAGAGGAGUGUGACUUCAUGUUCUUUGGGAAAUUUUUAA
This is a messenger RNA of Lepus europaeus (European hare), 2763 nucleotides long. It is a transcript of the gene PFN4, whose product is annotated as profilin family member 4. The coding region runs from base 298 to 687 and encodes 129 amino acids. The record is from RefSeq and is a predicted model, not a curated record. NCBI's taxonomy places the organism in Eukaryota, Metazoa, Chordata, Mammalia, Lagomorpha, Leporidae. The transcript has 4 exons. Gene Ontology annotation, cellular component: cell cortex. Gene Ontology annotation, molecular function: actin monomer binding.